GAUAAGAUAACACUAAGAUGACUGCAACAGCAUAACGUCAGCACGAUUUCAAAUCCUGCGGGCGUGUCAGCGCAACAACUCACCAAAUAGGAGCCAACAGAGUACCGAAGGCCGUCAAAGUUCAAAGGUGCCAAGAUGAAAGCUGCCAUCGCAGUCCCAGCGACUCUCGCGUUGGUAUGGAGAUCCUAUUCACACAACUCAUUGACUCCUCUCGGAAUCCUGGUCGCAACGCUCACGGCAGUGGCGCAUGCGAUACACCCGUGGAAUCUACCUUUUGUCCUCCUCUGUGUCUUCUUCCUGGCUGGCACACGGGUCACCAAAAUCAAGAAGGAUGUUAAGGCCAGUCUUACCCUACACUCGCAAGGAAGCUCGGGCGGUGAAGGCCCGCGCACUCACGUCCAAGUCCUUGCCAACUCCCUGAUGGCGUCCGUCUUUACGCUCCUCCACGCCUACCAGCUGAGUCAGCGGCGGAAGGCAGUUCUAUCCGGACAGAUGCCCGAAGGCUCUUUUUGCUUCAAGUGGGGUAGCGGGGAUUUGCUUGUCAUUGGCAUCAUCGCCAACUACGCUGCCGUGUGUGCCGAUACGUUCAGUUCCGAGCUUGGCAUAUUGUCCAGAAGCACCCCACGCCUCAUCACGUCAUUCAAUCUGCGUAAGGUCCCCCCCGGAACAAAUGGUGGAGUGACAGUUUGGGGCUUGGUUGCUGGCGCGCUUGGGAGUUUGAUUAUAGUUACAGCCUCGUUGCUAUUUCUCCCCCUGUGUACAGACGAAACAGAUGGAAAGCUUUUUGGAGGUCCUGCUUGGAGCCCCUCCCAAAAGGGGAUGCUAGCUUGGGGUUUGGUCAUUUGGGGUGCAUUAGGUUCUCUUCUGGACAGUUUCUUAGGCGGUUGGCUUCAGCGAAGCGUUGUAGACUCGAGAACCGGCAAGAUUGUUGAGGGGGAAGGCGGCGUUCGUGUGUUAGUCUCCACGGACGACAACCCUCAGCGCUUCAAGAAGAGCACCGACGUUCAUGCUCAUAUACUCAAGGGGGAAGGCAAGGACGCCGUCGAGAACGUGGACGCUUCUUCCGCCGUCAAAGGCGAGGAAGCUUCGCGUGGCCCUUACGAACCAAAAGAUAAGCAUCGAAAAUCUACCUUUGGAGACCACAACCCAACCCGAGUGGUGGAAAGCGGACUUGACUUGCUGGACAACAAUGAUGUCAACUUCCUGAUGGCUUUCACCAUGAGCAUUGGUGCCGUGGCCAUCGCAGGCUACUACUGGGGAAUUCCUCUACAAGAUAUUCUGCGAGCAUAAAUCUUUUCCGCGUUUUGGGAUCUUGCUCAAUCUUAUAUCAUUCGUAGAGGCUCGAAGACGGUGGACAGGCUUAUGGAUGUAGGUGGAAGUGGGAUGCCGUAUCUACAAUUACAUGGUAUUGGUGAGACUUCGACAUUUGCAAGACAGAAACUACGACUAAUUUACGAUGGGGAUGUAAUGAGGGUCAUCAACUACAUAAGAUGACGUAAAACCUUUCAUACUUUAAUGAUCUCCCAGCACCUCUUCUCGUGGUGAGGAGAUUGCUUGUUUUGUUUAUUCUGCUGUAAUAUUCUUGAUCACGUGUGACGGAGACCACAAGAGAUCCAUGACGUCGAGACUCGCCUGUUCUGAAGGUACUUAUACCAAUUUGGUCGUGAUGAUCAUCACGAGGCCUAGCACAGCCGUGGCAUGUUAACCAAGGUACUUAACUCAGUAUGCUAGCCUUGCAG
Messenger RNA from Pseudomassariella vexata, 1739 nucleotides. Its product is annotated as integral membrane protein DUF92-domain-containing protein. The transcript has a single exon. Bases 136 to 1290 code for a protein of 384 amino acids. The record is from RefSeq and is a predicted model, not a curated record. Gene Ontology annotation, cellular component: membrane. NCBI's taxonomy places the organism in Eukaryota, Fungi, Ascomycota, Sordariomycetes, Amphisphaeriales, Pseudomassariaceae.